CCGCGCGCAUGCGUGUUGUGCGGGGCCGGGUGUCGGACGGCCUCAGUGUCCGCGGUGGCUGCGUUCCUGGUUGCGGGGGACCGGCUCGCCGGGCAGGGGCAUCCGAGCGCUGCCGCCGAGCAGAAGCCUGGGGUGAUCAUGGCGGUGAGCCAGCUCCGAGCGCUGAGAGUGUGCACCUGCUUCGCGUGGCUGCUCUCCUUCUUCAAGCGGCUCAUCUGCAGGUCUGGAAGGGGUAGGAAAUUGAGUGGCGAUCAAAUAACCUUGCCUACAACGGUUGAUUAUUCAUCUGUUCCUAAACAGCCUGAAGUAGAAGAUUGGAGUUCCUGGGAUGAAGAUGGUCCAACCAGUAUUAAGAUUGAAGGAGGUAAUGGCAGUUUGACAACACAACAAAAUGGCCCUGGAGAGCCUGAAGAACCUGAUUACUUUAAGGAUAUGACACCAAACAUCCGAAAACCUCAAAAGAUUAUUAUUAAGAAGAAAGAACCUUUACAUUUUGGAAUCCCAGAUGGCACCAUGGCAUUUUCCAGUAGAUUGGCAGCUACGCAAGAUAUCCCAUUCAAUCAGCCAUCACCUGAACUGGGAGAUUUUGACACUUGGCAAGAAAAUACUAAUGCCUGGGAAGAGGAUGGAGAUGCCACUUGGGAGGCAGAAGAAGUGCUGAGGCAGCAGAAGCUUGCUGAGAGAGAAAAGAGGUCAGCUGAACAACAGAGGAAGAAGAUAGAGAAGGAUGCACAGAGAUUACUGAGAAAGGAACAGAACAAAAUUGCUGUAAAACUUUCGUAACUAUAAGUGAUAUGUGGACACGUCACUAUCAGGACAAGUGCAGUAUGUUACCUCCUAUGGUAACUAUGACCAGUGUAUUUUGGUGAAGAAUUUCUUUAAGUAAUUGCUAUUGCUGUGCAUUUGAUCAGUACAGCCUCAGUUUUACCUGUCACCACCUGAUGUUUGGAAAUCUUCCUGGAUUACUGGAAAUCAUUGAGAUGAGGGAUUUUUUUCAGUGUAUACAUAUUUUUGUCAGGUGUCCAAUCAGUGCAUUGUUCGAUGCAAUACUUUACUGUAUCAGCAUCUGAAAUCUGGGUAGAUUAUUUACAGUAGUUCUUCAGGUUCAAUAUUAGGAAUAGCUGUAGUUGUGUGGCAUAAUUUAUCUCUGUAAAAUAUCUUUCAUUUGAAAUUAUAUUUAAGCAUAAAAAGUGUUGGUGAGUUCCUUUUUCUAGAUUUAAUCAUCAUCAUUUAGUUCUGCUAUUGUUAGACAAUAAGAUAUUACCAAUGAAAUCAAGGAAUUAUCAAAAUAUCAGAGUUAGUGUUGUAUAUAUUUUCUAAACAGAUUCUUGAGAGAAUGGUAGGUACAAAAAGAAAACUAAAUAUGUUUGUAUGUAUCUGCUUAAAUAUCUCAAAGUUGCUAGCUAGAAGCUAAAUAGGACCGUUACAGAAGCUAAGUUUUUUUUUAAAAAGAUAUAAUUCAUUACUUUUGGCUUUCCUGAAGUUAGUAUUUUGGUUGAUUACUGUACAGAUUAAAAUACUAUUCCUGCAGGAGCAAUGAGAAUGUAACUAUACUAUUAUGAAGCUUGAUGUGUGUCUAUAUUUGCAUCCAGUUAAUUGACACUGCUGUAAGAUUUGAAAUUUUAACAUAAUUUAUUGUUCCACAGCAUCAGCCAUCUUUUUUUUUAGGAAGCCAGCCAAAUUGGCUUGUGUUUAUUUUUGUUAGGCUGUUUUUCAUAUUUCUUUUAAUUGCUUUAAAAUGAUACGUUGCCUUGAAUGCAGUUUUGUACCUUAAAUGAAAGUUAUCCUUAUUCUGCUCUGUAGGCACCUAAUGAUAGUCUUAUGAACUCUGUAAUCUAAAGUGAAAGAAUAUUUUUAAUAUUGUGAAAAAUACAGUGAAACUGCUGCCUAUAAUUCAUAACUAGAACAGAAUCAUUUUUAAACCCUAUGCUAUAUUGCUAUUCCAGUCCACAUCUUGAAAUGUGCUGAUUAAAAGGUGCUUAGUCUACAACUAUGAUUCAAUUUACUAGCAAUGAGCAUACCAGUUUUUUCCAUAAAUAAGAUGCCUAGAUAUGUUUUACUAUUCUGUGCAUUCAGAUUUUUUUGGACAUAAUUUUCAGAGUAAAAAUGUAAUUCACUUAUAGUGCAUUGAAAAUAAUUUAGCAUGCAAGAUUUACUAGACUGGAGUCUGGCUCAACAGUCUUUCCCUGCUGUAGUUUCACGGAUACCUCACACAUCCAUUCAUGCCUGUCACCCACUAAACCAGAUAUUUGGCUAUUUAGAUAAUGUCCUUUUAGGGCUUUUGCAUAGUUUGUCUAUACGCAUCCAGUGGAGCUAAAGCCAUUACAGAAAUGGGAGCAGAAACUAUCAAUGAAUAAUGUCACUCACCAGGAAACAAUAGUUUGGGUAAUGAAUAUUCAUUAUUUAACAAUUGAUAAUAUUGUCAUUUGAUGUGUUGAUAUAAAAAAUAAAUGAUUUUAUUAAGAGAAUUUAUCAAAUUUAUAAAAAUUGCCCUACAGAUAGAAAUAUACUCUAACAAAAACUGUAAAACAUUAAUUAUAAAUUGAAAAAUAAUAAAGGUAAUAUACAUGAGUUAGUUCAGUCCUUCUGUUAGGCUUUACCAUUGCCCAUCAAGAGUAUAGCUAGAGCUCUCUUCCUCAUACAGAUUUUGGAUCACUAAAUACUGACCUUAGCAUUUGGCAUAUCGUUUCUGGGCAGCUGAACUAAUUUACUAGUCCUGUUACCACCAAAACCCAGAUUACUCCUUAUCUAAGAUCAAGGGUUCCCAACCUGGGGUCCACGUACCCCUCAGUUAAUGGUAUGUCAUAAAAAAGGUUGGGAAGCCCUGCCCUAGACUGAUUUGUCCAUAUUCCUUGGUACUUUGUUCAACAGUAGCCUAGAAUUGAAUUAAACUGUCAGGAUUUUGUCUAUUAUUCAGGUCUUUCUUACCAACUAGAAUUGAUGCUUUAUUAAUUAGCUGAACAAGAGGUGGUCUUGUCACUAUUCCACAUACUGGCUGCUGCCUCAGCUGACUUUAUUUUUAGCAAACUAGAUGCACUGAAAUAACUGAAAUAGCAUCCUCAUAAAGCGCUUCUCCAAACACAUUGACUGCUUUACUGGCCCUGUUCUCUACUGUCCCCGAUCUAAUUUCAGCUCCAAGUAAACAGGUUAUCUUGGCUAUGUGCUUCUUCUCUGAUAUCCGUUAAUUUUGUUUAACCUCCUCAUUUGCCCAAACUCCGAUUCAGCAGUUGAAUCUUAACCCAUCGGUUCCUGUGCUCACUUAAUAUAGUGGAUGGCAGGGUGGUUAUGUCCCAUAUGCUGUCCUAAGCCUAUUGAAGCCCCAGCAAAUGCUUUAUUGAAAUAACUCACUCAGCCUAGUUCUCUUAGUGGGAUUGUUGUUACUAAGGCCACUUUUAUGCUUGGGAAAAGUAACAAUAUAUGUAUAUAAAAACUGUUUAAGAUCAUAAGACACAGGAGCAGAAUUAGGCUGUUUGGCCCUUUGAGUCUGCUCCACCAUUCCAUCAUUAUCCCUCUCUUCUGUUUUGCUAUCAACAUCCAGGACACAGUCCACAAUCCUGUUCAAUUCAACACCUAGCGUUUUUGCUGCUGCAAUUACAAUUGCCUCCAUAACCCCUAUCACCAACAUCCAUCCCUACCCUUUCCAUCAGUGUUGGCACACUUUCAUGUUGUACAUUUUAUUGACCUACAUCACCCAAGUUUGUACAGCUAUGCAUGCUAAUGCUAAAGCUAAAGGACAUCAGAGUAGCAAGCCUAAAAUCAUCCCUCAAGUAGGCUAAAAUAUCAGUCUAUGUCUUAAAAUACACUUCAGCCAGGACCUUGAACCUCACACUCAUCCUCUUCCUAAACAUCAUGGAUAAACUCAGAUGGAGGAACUUGCAUCUGAGAAAUUUUAAAUAAAAAAAAUUCUGAAAGCAGUCAUCCUUGAAAGUUUGUGCAGCUACGCUGAGUUUUGAGUAAUUCUUUCCAGACUAGUUAAGUAAGAAUCUAGUGUAGAACAUGGUAGGGUUAUCGUUUCAGAGUAACAACUCAUUGUUGAGGAGGCUUCUGACCAAUAAAGUCAGGCAGACAAUGUCAUUCACUUCCCAGCAACCUCCCAUAGAUCAUAUUAACUGGCAAAAGCCAUUGCUCAAGAUGAACAUAUUAAGGUGGAGCACACAGUUAUGAAGUUUGGUUUGCUGUGUCUCGUGAUGAUCAUAAUUGCCAGUCGAUGAUGUCAUCACCUGCUCACACUUUCAUUAAUGCCUCCCAUGUCAGACAUUGAUUGUCACCGAUUUAGUGAAGGACUCUGGUGAGGUGUAUAAUCAGUUUGCAGUUAAACAACUUGCAGUAUCUUUUUUUCUGAUUCAGUAGUAAUUAAAAUAUGUUACACUUGUACUGAAUUUGGUGAAAAUAUUGCAAAACUCAAAAUUAUUCCUUGUAUCCAAAGCUAUUCAAAAGUUUUAGUGUUGGCUUUAGACUGCAAACCUUACACUACAUGGCCACAUCAAAUAUCUUUUAUCACCAUAAGAAUAUAAAUCACUUGUCAAUCUGGUAAUCAUUGAUCCCUAGAAAUAGUUUUCUUUGUCAUAAACAAGUUUUUUUUCUACAUUACUCUUAGCAACCUUUAUACUGAGUCAUGUAAAUUGUAUAAUUUUUUAUAAAUCUGUAAAAUACCUGUUUAAAUUAUUGUACAGUAUUAAAAAGGGCAAUUGAAAACUCAUGGUCUUUGUUCUGUUACACAAGUUAGGCA
Hypanus sabinus (Atlantic stingray) is the source of this 4729-nucleotide messenger RNA. It is a transcript of the gene ebag9, whose product is annotated as estrogen receptor binding site associated antigen 9. The record is from RefSeq and is a predicted model, not a curated record. The transcript has 6 exons. Lineage: Eukaryota; Metazoa; Chordata; Chondrichthyes; Myliobatiformes; Dasyatidae. Bases 139 to 783 code for a protein of 214 amino acids. Gene Ontology annotation, cellular component: secretory granule.